UCCCGAGCUCCAGAAGGGAGGAGGAGAGUUUAAAGUGAGAAGAAGAAAGGGACAUUUUGAUAGGCAGCCCGUGCGUCCCUGUUUCAAUGGUUACAAGCCCCUGCCCAGCGCGCAACGCACUGUGAAGCUAGAGAAAAACAAAGGAGUUUCUACUGUGGCUGGGAAUGGAGAGCUCAGGAGGCUGGUUUAGUUUAUAACAAAGUCGCAGCACGUUCCCCAGCAGCAUCUGAAGUGGGAUUGUAUGGGCACUGUAAUGCCUUCUCAACUCGUACAUGUGCCCCUGUCCCUAGGCUGAGUAGCUGGAGGCCGCUGGCCGCUCCUGCAAAGGAGAUGCGCUUGGUUCCUUUCUGGAUGCUUUUCCCUCCAGCUCCUGAUCUCAGAUCGGCAACCCCAUAACAGAUACCAGGGCAAUUGCUACCCGCUGCUUGGCCAGAGUAAAUAGUUUAAAUCAUAUAUUACUUUCAGACAUCGUCUUGUUCCUGUUCUUCGGGGGACCACAACCAAGUGAUUAUCGCAGAGAGGAGAGAAGGAGGGGGAGAAGGGAGAGAGGAGCAAGUUGAGCAUGAUCAAACCCUAGCCCUGGAGGUUUGAGCUGAGAGAAGAUAAUAUGCACGUGUCACUAGCUGAAGCCUUGGAGGUUCGUGGAGGACCACUAGAAGAAGAGGAAUUGUGGGCUGUUCUUAACCAAAGUGCUGAAAGUCUACAAGAACUAUUGCGAAGAGCUGAUCCUGCGGCACUUGGUUUUAUUAUCUCUCCUUGGUCUCUUCUGUUGCUGCCCUCUGGAAGUGUGUCUUUUACAGAUGAAAAUGUCUCAAACCAGGAUCUGCGAGUCUUUACAGCUCCUGAGGUGCUGCAGACGAAGUCACUAUCAUCACUUUCAGAUAUUGAAAAAAUGCACAUUUAUUCUCUUGGAAUGACCCUGUACUGGGGAGCUGACUAUGAAGUACCUGAAACACAGCCAAUACAACUUGGGGAACGUCUUAAUAGCAUUCUACUAGACAUGUGUGACGACCAGUUCUAUACCCGAUUGUCCUCACGAACUGUCUUGGAUGGUUGCAGCACCCAUAUCAGAAACAGCAAUUGUGCACCCUCAUACUACUACAUCAAACAACUAGUUAAGCUUGUCCUUGGCAGCCUUUCUAGGAUUGAUCAACUUGGAUUUAAAACCAAUGAACCAAAUCGCAGUCAAGCAAUCCGUGACAGAUUAAGGGGAAAAGGACUUCCCCCAGGGAGAACAACUGUUGAUAGCUUUGAUGCCCAAUCUGCUAUAUCACAGCAAGCCUUCUUUAACCGUGGCCUUAGCAAAUCCAUGGGGUUUCUUGCAUUCAAAGAUCAAAGUGAGGAGGAGGACUCGUGUCAUUUCACAUCAUCUGACUAUAACUCUGGAUAUGAGAACGAAGUGAACUCUCAUCACUCCCAUCAUCAGCUGAUGCCUGGUGAAUUAGAUAGAAAAAACUAUGAUGGUGGCCAAAGGAAAAAAAACUGGGUAUCUUCUUUUGACUUAUUAUCACUGAAGGAUCAAUCCACAGAAAAAGACUUCUCCUCUACAAACCAUCACAGGCCUCCUCGAUACUCUGAAACAGAGACUGUGCAGAUUAGCAACCUGCCUAAAAUUAAAGAUCGUAAGCACUCUGAUGUUUGUGCAGCCACUGAUGCACUGGGCCCCCUUAGAUUGGAUCAAGCUCGACAUGGACCUGAGGUGCCAACAUCUGUUGCAAUUUCAAGUGCCUUGGACAGGAUUCGAGAAAAGAAACAGAAACUUCAGGUGCUGAGAGCAGCAAUGACUCUAGAAGAGCCGGCCAGAUUACAUCGAUCUUCACACAGUGAUGCCUACAGCACCUCCAGUGAAAGCCCCUCCAUUGUAUCGUCAGACCCAGAAUUUAGGCAAGGAAAAACAAAUGAAGUCUUAAAAAGAAAGGACUCAACAAGUGUUUUGGCUGGAUUAGAAGAUACAGAUCGACUACAGCUUCCAGGAUCAAGUUCCAGUCAGCAUUAUGGAAACCCACCAGAUGGUGCAAAUAUCAGGCAAGAGAUGCAAAAACGUCAAGAGGAAGAUAUGAUUGAAAUGCAAGCUAAAAUGGCUAUCAGGCAGUCACAGUUAAACCUCUACUCCGGUGAUGUGCCCCGAACCUCCAUGUUGGACCUUAAUAGGGAUCCUCUGAGAGAGAUUGCCAUGGAAAAUUCAUUUGCACAAAUAAAUCUGAGGAACUUCUUUGGACCAGAGUUCAUUAAGAUGGCAACAGGACCUUGCGUUACGCUGGACCUUCCACCAUCCAUUUUGGCCAAGAAAGGGAAGACAGAUGAGAUCCGUAGGAAGCUAAACAUAAUCCUUCUCAGUGGUCAGAGGCUUGAAUUGACUUGUGACACCAAGUCUACAUGUAAGGAUGUCUUUGACAUGGUCGUAGCCCAUGUUGGACUGGUUGAGCAUCACUUAUUUGGUUUGGCAAUCCUAAAAGACCAGGAAUUUUACUUCAUCGAUCUUGACCUCAAACUGUCCAAAGUAAGCCCAGAUGGCUGGAAAGAGGAUACAAAGAAGAAAGGGAAAUCUUCCAUAGACUUCACUUUGUACUUCAGAGUCAAGUUUUUUGUGGAUGACAUUAUCCUUCUACAGCAUAGCCUCACAUGCCACCAGUACUACCUAGAGCAGCGGAAAGACAUCCUGGAUGGAAAGCUUUACUGUGAUGAUGAGGCUGCCAUGCUCCUGGCAUCGCUUGCUCUUCAAGCAGAAUAUGGAGACUACCAGCCAGAAGUUCACAGUAUGUCCUAUUUCAGAAUGGAACAUUAUCUGCCUGCUAGAGUGACUGAGAAACUGGAACUUUCUUACCUGAAAGAAGAAUUGCCCAGACUGCACAGUACCUAUGCUGGAGCAUCAGAAAAAGAGGCAGAGCUAGAAUUCCUAAGAGUGUGUCAAAAACUUCCAGAGUAUGGAGUGCAUUUUCAUAGAGUGCAGCCAGAGAAGAAGUCGCAGACUGGAAUCCUUCUGGGGGUAUGCCCAAAGGGAGUGCUUAUCUUUGAAGUUCACAAUGGUACGAGGACACCAGUGCUUCGAUUCCCAUGGAGAGAAACAAAGAAGAUCUCUUUUAGUAAGAAAAAAAUUAGCUUGCAGAACACAUCAGACAGCAUCAAGCAUGUGUUCCAAACAGAGAGCAACAAGACUUGCCAAUACCUCCUACAACUCUGCUCUUCUCAGCACAAGUUCCAGCUGCAAAUGAGGGCCAGACAGAGCAGUCAGGAAAGUAAGGAGAUUGAAAUAGCUUCUAUGAGAAGUCAAAACUUCCAGGCAGAAUCUGUUCGAGGAUUCAAUAUGGGUCGAGCCAUCAGCACUACCAGCUUGGCAAGCAGCACAUUAAAUAAGGCUGCAGUAAGACCUAUGUCCAUUCAGCCUGAUCUUUUAAAAAGACUUUCAUGCUCUGACCUAUCUGCCCUUCAAACCCACCUUGCCAAUGGAACAAGAGACAGGAAGACAAAGAAUCCAUGGGAGGACAGGCCAAGAAUCAUAAGCAAAUCAUAUCAUGACCUUAGUCAGGUUGCUUACUCACCUCAGCAGAGGUUGCUUAAUGCCAGAAUGGACAAUCCCCCAUACAGCUUUGAAGGGCUGAUGAGCCAAGCGUCAUUACAUCAAAUGGCCAUGUCUGAUGCAGAAUCAGUAACUGGAUAUGGAAGGUUAAACAAAAGCUUCAGCAACGUUCACAGGAGCCUUGAUGUGCGGAAGCCAGAGUCUGAUUCAUCUUCUAUGGAUGAUAGUGGUCAUGCCUAUGUUGUAGGUGUCAGUAUGCACAGUGUAGCAAAUACAUCUUCACCUAUUGUCUUCAAAGGAAACGAGAACCCACAUAACAUUGUAACUACUACAUCUACAUCUGAAAGAGAGAUUACUCUAGUAAAGCUUAAGAAAGAUCCCAAGUACGAUCAUGGAUUUCAGAUUGUUGGUGGUGAUACAUCUGGAAAGUUAGAUCUUGGGAUAUUUAUCAGCUCUAUUACACCCGGGGGACCCGCAGAUCUUGAUGGUCGCUUGAAACCAGGGGACCGUUUAAUAUCAAUAAACAACAUUAGCCUAGAAGGCGUCAGCCACCAAUCCGCUUUAGAUAUUCUUCAAGGCUGUCCAGAAGAUGUCUCCAUUCUUGUGUCUCAACCAAAAGAAAAAUUUAUCAAAGAUAGUCAAUCUACUCAUUCCAGUAGUCAAUCACAGCGAGCAUUUCCUCCUCAAGACAUUGAGGCAGAUUCCUCCUCAGAGGAGCAGAGUAGGUUACGAGGACACCAGAGGCUUAUAUCUGGCAGCUCAUCUGGGAUGUCAGUAGGCAAACGUGAAGGAAGUUUAAGCUCCCAAGAUUCACGGACAGAAAGUGCAAGCUUAUCAAAUAGCCAAAUUAAAAGUCCAACUAACUCUGCCAAAGAGCACAUUGCAAAGCAAUCAGCACAUACUGCCAAGUACCCUUCACUGGACAGUACUAGGGCUGGAGACAGAAAGAGAACACAAGGGGAUAGCAGCAAAGGAAAAGGAAGAAGGACGGGUUUGGCAGAACCAAUAGACUCUGACAGAGGAGAUUCUGACAUGGAUGAAGAAACCUAUUCAAGCAGCCAGGAGCGAAGGACAACCAAGAAGGAAUCCACUUUUGAGAGGGCAGCACAGAAAGUGAAUUGCACUAAGCUUUCUCCGACACCAUUGAAACCUGGAGAUGCGUUUACGGUAGUUCUGGCAAAGAAAGAUGACAGCUUGGGGAUAAGUGUCACGGUACUGUUUGACAAGGGUGGUGUAAAUACAAGUGUGAAACACGGUGGAAUAUAUGUGAAAGCUGUUAUCCCAAAAGGAGCUGCUGAGUCUGAUGGGAGAAUCCAGAAGGGGGACCGUGUGCUUUCUGUCAAUGGGACAAGUUUGGAAGGAGCUACACAUAAGCAAGCUGUGGAAAUGCUAAGAAAUACUGGGCAGGUGGUUACUCUGCAGCUAGAGAAAGGGCAACUUCCUGAAACUAAAGUUCAUGCACCAGUUACACCCCAGGGCACAUUGCCAACUCAACAAGAUCAGGUUGCCCUGCAAGGGAUGAAUGGAAAGAAAACCCUGGACUACAGCUUUGUAACUGACGAGAAUUUAUUUGAAGUGAAAUUAAUAAAGAACAGUUCAGGCCUUGGCUUUAGUUUUUCUCGGGAAGAAAACAGUUUGUCUGGACAGACCGGCUCAAGUAUUGUGCGAGUAAAGAAGCUGUUCCCCGGGCAGCCAGCUUCCGAGAGUGGCAAAAUAAACAUCGGAGAUGUGAUUUUGAAGGUGAAUGGAGCCUCUCUGAAAGGCCUAUCUCAACAGGAAGUUGUUUCUGUUUUGAGAGGAACUUCCCCAGAAGUUUCCUUGUUGAUGUGUCGACCACCUGCUGGAGUAUUACCAGAAAUCAGCCCGUCAAUGCUGACACCGUUAAAAUCCCCACCUCCAUCCAACUCAGACAAUGGUCAAUGUAAUACGAAGGGUGUGGGUAACAGUUCUGAUGAGGAUGAAGAGGCAAAUGAAAAAAGCAUGAGACGGCUGAAGAACCCCUCUAGAAGGGAUAGCUACAGUGACAGCAGUGGCACAGGAGAAGAAGACAUCAUACCUGUAAAAGACGAUCCUACAUGGAACACAACCAUCUACCAAACCCCCUGUAGGGCUAUUGCACCAAAUCACAACCAGUGUGACACACCAGGGGUCAAGGAAGAAACAAUUCGCACCAGUUUCUACACCCCACAAGAGUCCCCCUGCAAACCAGAAUUUGAAGACAGCAGCAAUCCUCCUUCUCCCAUUCCUUAUGAUCUUACUCCAGAUAGCAGUGCAGUUAUCCCAGAGAUUGUACUUUCCGAUGCUUUUCUCAACGAACCAUUCCCAGAAGAGCGUUUGUCUAUCAACAGCCUGGGGUUGAAAGACCUUGAAGAAUUUGAACCUGAGGUAGAGCUCCACGUCACCCUGACCAAAUCAGAGAAGGGGAGUCUGGGCUUUACAGUGACCAAAGCCAAUGACUGCAUUGGCUGCUAUAUCCAUGACAUCAUUCAGGAUCCUGCUAAAAGUGAUGGGCGACUGCGGCCAGGAGAUAGGCUUAUUAAAGUUAAUGAUGUUGAUGUGACAAACAUGAGUCAUACAGAAGCAGUUAAUUUACUAAGAGCUGCACCAAAGACAGUGCGUCUUGUGCUUGGCCGUGUUCUUGAGUUUCCGAAGCCCCAAUUCCCUUCACAUCUUUUGCCAGAUAUUGUAUUGACUUGCCACAAAGGAAACUUGGGUCUGCAGCUUUCAAGUGGUCCAGAUAGUGUUUCUCAGAAUAUUUAUAUACAGGAUAUCAAGGCAGGUUCUGUAGCUGACUGUGAUGGAAGCUUGAAACCUCAAGACAUCCUGCAAUAUAUAAAUGGUGAAAGCACAUUAGGAAUGACUAUAGAUGAAGCAGAGCAAGCCCUGGAAUCAUCUUUACCCACUGUUGUGUUAAAAGCUACAAGAGAUGGGACCCCUGUUGUUCCUACAAGCAGGAAAACUAUGAGCCUGAGCCCAAAGACAACAAAAAUUAAUGGUUAUCCAUGUGGAGAACACAUUAUCUGCACACAAGCUGCUCCUGAUGUAUAUAACCCAGAGGCAGGUAUAGUUCAAAUUGUAUUGGAAAAACCUGGCAGUGGAGAGUUGGGAUUUUCCCUUAUAGGAGGCGAAUAUGGUAUAUUUGUGAAGUCCAUCAGUCCUGGGGGUGUAGCUGACACAGAGGGCAGCUUACAGGUUGGAGACAGAUUGCUUCAGGUUAAUGGUGAAAAUAUGAUAGGAGCUACACAUGCCAAAGCUGUGGCAAGUAUUCGAAAGGCAAAGGGGACACUUCAGAUCAAUGUGGCCAGAGAAGUCAUGCCAUCAGAUACUACAAUCUUAAACAAGUGCAAUGGAAAUAUAGAUUCCAUGACUCAAAUUGAAGAUAAUCACUAUAAUGAAGAUGAAGAUAAUGACGUCAUCCAGUCCCUUCUAGAUGUUGUUCAUGAACAAACCCAAAAUCUUCUAGAGCUGAAUCGCCAGAAUGCACUUUUGAAUGAACAAUUCUCAGUGGGACAAAUUGAAGAUGGUUUAGAGGAAAAGGCUGAGGACACAGACUGUGAUGGUUCAUCAUUGCCUGAUGACUCCCCAGAGCAAACCAAAGUAAAUGGAGUGGGUCAUUACAGAAAUAAAGAAAUUACUCAAAGAUCCACAGUAGAGAAUGAGAAUAUGUGGCCAAGCACUGGAGGCCAGUAUAAAUUAUUUUCCAAAAAUCUUUUUGAUUCAUUGAAAGUGACAAAGGAAGAUCUCUCAUCUCUCUCACUGGUGAAGGUUCAGCCAUCAAGCAGGUAUACAGGAUCCAGCCUAAAGGCAAUUGUACGGUUGAUUCAUGGCAAACUGGAUGAAAACACUCCUUCAAAAGAGUUUGAACUCCUCCAGGAUUUAAAACCUUUGGAUGACUGUCUUAUUGGACAAACUAAAGAAAAUAAAAAGAAAAACCGGUACAAGAAUAUACUACCAUAUGAUGCCACAAGAGUCCCAUUGGGAGCAGAACAUGGCUAUAUCAAUGCAAGUUUUAUUAAAAUGCCAGUUGGCAAUGAGGAGUUAAUUUAUAUCGCUUGCCAAGGACCUCUUCCUAGUACAGUGUCGGACUUCUGGCAAAUGGUAUGGGAGCAAAAUUCCUCAGUGAUUGCUAUGAUGACUCAGGAGGUUGAAGCAGGGAAAAUUAAAUGCCAACGUUACUGGCCUGAAGAACUGGGUAGACCCAUAAGGAUAUCGAAUCAGCUGCAGCUAACAUUGGUAAUGACCCAGCACUUGGAGAGCUUUGUCUUAAGAGUCUUGGAACUUGAAGAUGUACAGGGUGAAGAAGUGCGACAAAUUGCUCACCUGAAUUACACAGCUUGGCCGGAUCAUGAUACCCCGAGUGAUCCAAACCAGUUACUUACAUUCAUCUCCUUUAUGAGACACAUCUACAGGUCUGGACCCAUCAUUACACAUUGCAGUGCAGGCAUUGGUCGCUCAGGCACACUCAUAUGUCUAGAUGUCAUGUUGGCUCUUAUCAGCAAAGACUUAGAGUUUGACAUCCUCAAUAUGGUGCACACAAUGCGGCUUCAUAGGCAUGGGAUGAUCCAGACCGAGGAGCAGUAUAUUUUCUGCUAUCAAGUGAUACUCUAUAUUCUUAAACGUCUGCUGGCAGAAGAAAACACAGUGAAGUAGUUCACAAGCAGCAAGUGGACAGGACUUGGGCCUAGGAUUAAUUCUGUGCUUACUUUUAGAAAUCAAUACUGAAACAUGGCACAUUGUCAUGUGUAUCAGUCCAGACAGCCACUGCAGCAGAAUUAUGGGAAAGGAAUUGUCUUUUUUUUCAACCUUUUUGUUGCUAUGAAGGGGCAUUUGUUAGUAGGGGGCAAUGCUGAGUGCUAUUUCUACUUGGCAUUGUGCCAUCUCCAGUAAUCUACACACCAUGUGAUUCAGUAAAAAUUAAAGGGGUUCUACAGCCUAAAGUAGGAACAAUGUAAAAGUGCUCUUUUGGCACUUUUGCAACUUACAUACAUUUUAAUUUUAUUUCAUGCUAGAAUACUUUUGUGCCCCUUGUUAAAUCUCCUCUAAAGAGGGCGAUCAAACAUCUGAAGUUACAUUCGUACAGGAUUAAUGUAAAUCGUCUGUGGUAUAACAUAUGCAUUACAUAGUAAUCCAAAGUUAUGCAAUGCAUGUGUUUUACUAGGCAGCGAUUUACAAUAAUCCCUUUAGGACUGUAACUUGAUCUUUUGUCACCUGUGCUGGCGGAGAUUAAGUGCAGGCGAGGAAACGUUCCGUCCAUCAUAACUCUCAGCAGGGCUAAUAUGAAGCUUAGGGUAAGGCUCCACAAGGCUGUAUGUUAGUCUGCAUAGAAGCACAGGCUGACAAUCCACCUGUACACUUCAAAAAUCAUCUAUUCGUGCUUGCACAUGCAGCCAAUAUCUGCCAACAAACGCCAAGUCUCACUCUAGUUGGUGCAUAGUGUGCCUGCACCUGGGUGGAUUCAGUGCUUCUGGGUGCAGGCACAAUUAGAAGAUUUUUCAAGUGUACGGGCAGAUUGUUAGCCAGGCUGAAAAUCUGCCUCAUGGCCUUACCCCGACCCCUGCUGUUCAGAUGGAACUGCUAAAGUGGGUUUCACAGAAGCAGAAAGCAUUUCUUGAUGCUUAUCUAAUUGGCUCUAUUGCUGCUGUCGUAAUGAACAACACAACCACUCUUCACGUUUUGUGAAAUUAGCUUUUGCAGUUGUGCUCAGCCUUCACCCAGGCCAGGCAGCAGGGCACACUUGUGUAACAAUUGCUAAUAUCAUGAAUUGAAAUAGCAAAACACUCAAAUCAAUUUUACAUUAAGUUCUAAUUUAGGGUACAUGUCCCCAUUAAUAGUCCAAAUGUAUGAACAUUCCAUUAAAAUAAAAGUCUGUGUGUGUGAUCUUAUAGAUCUGACAAACUGACACAGAAGUAUCAGGACACAAGUAUCAGGGUUUACAAAUGUGUCAAUUCUUUAAAAAAUUUUCUGACUGUCAGGGAAGUUUUGAUAAAUGGUAAAAAAAUGAACAGCUGGGAAUAUCCCAGCUUGAUAUUUGAUAAAUCAACCCAUCCCCAAAGCUGACAUAGAUAUAAUAGGUCUUACACAUUGUUUUGUGUGGCAUACCUGGGGCAGUCAUAAGAGUCCAGUGGGUACUGUAAUGUCACAUCACCUAAUGAUGAUCUGAUGACAACCCUGGGCAGAACUGUCAUUUUAAGGCCUUGGUUAAAGGACAUGAGCUGCAUUUUAGUAGCUUCCUAAUUGUUUAGUAAUGUCUGUAAUGUCUGUCUGCUUCCUUUUCCUGCUCUUGUUGAACUACAUUUCCCAGAAACUCUAGGAGGUACUAGUAACUGUUUUUCAACAACUGAAAAUCUUGGGCUUGUCUUAUUUAAACUUUGUUCCAAACUGAAUGCCAAGUACAGUUAUCAAGCUGCUUUUCUCUGGGUUGGGGGGGGGGGGGGGGGGCGGGUUGGAAUGGGAUAUAGAGACAGUAUUUUAAUACAGUGAAAUUUCUUACAAGAACUAGUUUGAUAACCUGGUACGCAUGUAUAUUUUGCUUUACGGUUAUUUUCAGAAGUUUAAUUCAUUUUUUUAGCAGGGUACUCGAAACCAGUAUUUAAAGAUCACCAGAUUAUUUCUAUAGACCAAAAAUGUAGUAACUUUUAUUGUAAUUAUUACAUACAUUUCAUAAUGUUUACUUAUAUAUAGUUUUAUGCACUAUUUAUAUAAUUUUACAAAAGAAAAUGUUACAAUGUGCCUGUAUGUUAGGGCAUUUUUCCUCUACCGUGUAAAUAAAAAGUAUACAGUGAUCA
Molecule: messenger RNA, 10302 nt
Organism: Xenopus tropicalis (tropical clawed frog)
Lineage: Eukaryota; Metazoa; Chordata; Amphibia; Anura; Pipidae
Gene: ptpn13
Product: protein tyrosine phosphatase non-receptor type 13
Exons: 50
Coding region: 608-8167 (2519 amino acids)
Cellular component (GO): cytoplasm; cytoskeleton; nucleus
Molecular function (GO): hydrolase activity; protein tyrosine/serine/threonine phosphatase activity; catalytic activity
Source: RefSeq, a predicted model, not a curated record